GGCGCCCAGAUGGGAGCGCGCUGCAGUCGCAGAGGUAACGACUCACUGUCGAAUCUGUCACGGACCAGAGCGGGAUCGGUGUCAGUGCCGCUGGACCGCGCCUCACCAACGUCAGCUGCGGAGCGCUCCGCCGCCGCCGCAGUCAAACGCACCCGCAACGAACCGAUGAUGCCGACCAAGGAGAAGAAGCGCGACGAUAACAAGAAGCGGCUGAAGGGCCUGCAGAUCUUCCGACGCUCCAAGAGCAAGCCGGCGCUGUCGCCGACGCCGCUGCCGGUGGCUCGCUCGUCGUCGGUGUCGGCAUCCACCGACGACUCGUCGCCGCCGCCGGCUGAUGGCGCGCGUGACUCGAUCAGCGACGGCUCGUCGCUGACGGCCGACCCGGAGCCGUCGCCGGCGCCGACGGAGCUCGGGGCGUUGAGCCCGCUGGCGGAGUGGACGCCGCUGCCGCUGGCCUCGGUGGGCCCGAGCUCCGUCACCGUGACGACCAUAUCGAGCCCGGCCGACGGCGAGGCCGGCGCCGUCGACGGCCGCGUGACGGAACAGGUGCGCCAGGUGGGCGAGCUCGAGGUGCAGAUCCGUCAGACGACGACCGACGUGGACCGCGUCACCGUCCAGGGCAACCGGGACAACGUCGACCCCAACAUCAUCCGAGCCAUGAUCAUGGACAAGAUGCGGGGCAUGGGCAGUCUGAAGGGACAGAUGCCUGACAUGCAGGGGGAGCCGGUGGUGACGCUGCCGGAGACUCCGCAGAACGGCCUGAGCGGCGGCCACAAGAGCGGACCGCUGGCCAAGGUCACGGCAUUCCCCACCUCGCCGGACUCCAUGAGCAACGCCAAGGUCACGUCCAACAACACGUCCACCCGGUUCGCGUCGCAGCGGUCGCAGGUGCUGUCGACGCGCGCCACGACCAGCUCCAGCUCCAGCACCAGCUCCGAGUUGAAGACGUCCGUGCAGGCGGACGCCAGCGACCGACUGGCGGCCUCGAGCUGCGCGCAGAGCGAGCUCCAGAACUUCAACCGCAAGGUGUCGCAGACGCAGAUCGGCGCCAGCAACGGCCUGGCGUCGGACGUGACGUGCGUCACGUCCACCACGCGGGCCGUGAGCAGCCAGAGCAGCCAGUCCGCCUCGCUCACGUCCACGGCCGGCGUGCGCGGGGUGCAAGCAGGCGCCGCCAGGGCGGCGCUGCAGUCACAGACGUCGGCCGCCUCACUCGCGUCGGCCGCCAACGUGCGCCAGCUGGCCAAGAGCUUCGACUCGCUCAAGAACCUGUCCAUGGACAAGCUAAAGGACUCGCUGUCCAUGGAGAAGCUGGACGACCGUGAUUUGCUCAACAUCGAGCUGGGUGGAGACGAUGGUGCCAGCCGGGACCCCAAUGUGCAGGUGUUCGAGCAGAAGCAGUCCUACUCGACCUCCAAUAAGAAGCUGGUGACCAACGAUUUCAGCACGGAGGAGGCCACCGCCAACAGUGAGGAAAUGACGCGCCUGCAGGAGGGCGACAACUCCUACCACGAGAACAAGGCGAGCUCGGACAUGCGCGCCCGCCUGGAGAUGAACGGCGUCACUGCUGAGAAAGGCCUCUCCACCAGACAGGUAAGACCGGCUGGAGAUGAGCUCAGUGCUAUUGCUGAGAAGGGCCUCUCCACCAGACAGGAGGCGCGCCAGCUGAAGGCAGGUGACGUCACGCAUCAGGAGUCUCGGUCGGCAGCGGUGGCCGGCGCCAAGCUCUCUACAGACGGCUUCAGCACGCAGAAGGUGGCCAUGGAGCAGAACCAGCAGCGGCAAACCACGGCGGCUGGCGUGGUCAACCAGGAGCAGCGCUCCAAGAAGUCUACCCACUCUAAGGUCACCAUCAACAAGCAGCAGGGCGUGACCACGCCGACCAGUCCGGCCGUGGCGUUCGCCGUCGAAGAGCUGGACCGGCUGGAGCGGAGCACCAGCCCGCUGGACGUGGGCCAGGCGGUCAUCAAGUGCUCCCACCACAUGGCGCAGAUGCUGCGCGGCCUGGACCAGCAGGAGCCCUCGCAGCAGCUCUCCAUGUUCGACCAGAUGGACACUAUGAUGCGCCGCGCCUGGUCCGUGCCUACAUACGGCCACGAACUCGGCAACUCGCUCUGUGACGUCAUGAGGGACAACGGCGGCCUGGACGUGCUCAUGCGCACGUGCAACACGGGCAGCAAGGAGGUGGACCUGAAGAGUGCGCGCGUGCUCGAGCAGUGUCUGACGACGGAGAACCGGCAGUAUGUGGUGGAGCGCGGUCUGGACAAUGUGGUGCGCUCGGCGUGCCGCACGUGCGCGGAGAAGGCCGACGAGCGCGAGUCGCGCGUCGGCUCGGGUAUCCUGGAGCACCUCUUCAAGCAUAGCGAGGGGACGUGCAGUGACGUGGUGCGCAUGGGCGGGCUGGACGCCGUCAUCACACAGUGUAAGAACAAGGAUCUGGAGACGCUGCGACACUGCGCGUCGGCGCUGGCCAACCUCUCGCUGUACGGGGGCCCCGAGAACCAGCAGGCGAUGAUGAAGCGCAAGGUACCCAGCUGGCUCUUCCCGCUCGCCUUCCACAACGACGACAACAUCAAGUACUACGCGUGCCUGGCCAUCACGUCGAUGGUGGCCAACAAGGAGAUUGAGGCGGCCGUGCUCAAGUCGGGCACGCUGGAGCUGGUCGAGCCGUUCGUGACCUCGCACGACCCGGACCAGUUCUCUAAGUCGACUGUGGCGCACGUGCACGGCCAGUCGCGCAGCUGGCUGAAGCGGCUCGUGCCCGUGCUGCUCUCUGACCGCGAGGAGGCGCGCAAGCUGGCCGCCUUCCACUUCUGCAUGGAGGCCGGCAUCAAGAUCCGCCAGGGCUGCCCGGAGAUCUUCGAGGAAAUCGGCGCCAUCGAGCCUCUGAAGCAGGUGGCGAGCUCGCCGAACGCGGUGGCGUCCAAGUACGCGGCGCAGGCGCUCCGCCUGCUCGGCGAGGAGGUGCCGCACAAGCUGAGCCAGCAGGUGCCGCUCUGGAGCGUCGAGGACGUCAAGGAGUGGGUGAAACAGAUUAACUUCUCCCAAUUUGCCGACGACUUCGUGCGAUCGCGGAUGGACGGCGACCUCCUCUUGCGCAUGACAGAGGACAUGCUGAAGGACGACAUUGCCAUGGCCAACGGCAUCCUCAGGAACCGCUUCAUGCGCGAGCUCAGCAACCUAAAGAAGAUGGCUGACUACUCCAGCUGUGACUCCACGGGCCUCAACACCUUCCUGCAGAGCAUCAGUCCAGAGUUCAGCGUCUACACGUACCCCAUGCUGACCUGCGGAGUGGACAAGGACUGUCUCAGGUACUUGACGGAUGAGCAGCUGCAGUUCGAGUGUGACAUAUCUAACUCCAUUCACCGCCUGCGGAUACACGAAGCCAUAAAGAACGAGUCGGCGCCGCCCGAAGUGUCCGAGGAUAUGGACAAGACGCUCGACUGUUUCAUCUCGUACCGGCGCUCAAACGGCUCUCAGCUGGCGUCGCUGCUCAAGGUGCACCUGGAGCUGCGCGGCUUCUCCGUCUUCAUCGACGUCGAGCGGCUGGAGGCGGGCAAGUUCGACAACAACCUGCUCAACUCGAUCCGGCAGGCCAAGAACUUCAUCCUGGUGCUGACGCCGUCGGCGCUCGACCGCUGCAUCCAGGACUACGACCAGAAGGACUGGGUGCACAAGGAGGUGUACGCGGCACUUCAGUCCAAGUGCAACAUCAUUCCAAUCAUCGACAACUUUCAAUGGCCGGAGGCAGACGAGCUGCCGGAGGACAUCAAGUCUGUGUGCACCUUCAACGGCGUCCGGUGGAUCCACGACUACCAGGAGGCGUGCGUGGACAAGCUGGAGCGCUUCAUGCGGGGCGAGCUGAACCGUUCGGACGGCCGGUACGGAGGACACACCACCGGGCCCGGCACGCCGUCCACCCGGCCUCCGCCGCACCCCUUCCUGCGCACGCAGAGUUCUGAGUCGGCGCGAGACGCCUAACAGCGGCCAUAUGAGGACACAUCAGGUAAAUGAACAGUCGAGCCGGCCACUUUUGUCUUGAUUCAGUCGACCAGUUUGGUUUGUAUCUUGUACAAACCUUGUUUUCGUGCGACGAAUGGUACACAUUUGUCCAACAGCCUCGCGCAUGGUUUACUUAUUUACAAGAUCAACGUCUGCUGCCGGCACCCUGCAUGCGUCUGUAUGACCGUCGGCAUGUUAAAUGCAUGAAGACAAGCACGUCUGCGUUUGGGAUGAUGUUCGGGACAUCAUUGCAACCGGCAUGUUUCGUUCUUUUCCCAUCCUCACUUAUCUCGUCGCCUUGUCAGUUUCUGUGUCCGUGUUUCAUGCUGCUCUCGGGUGUGUUUGUAUCUAUUUUUACCUGUACAGUCCGUAACUGUUCGCCUUUCGGCGGCGUGGCCGGUGUGUAUACUAGCUGCUGGCAUGUCCGCACACGUCCAUACCGCUUAGCUCGGCGUUGGCGGCCACCCGCGCCAGCGUCUGUCCGCUUCUCCACGCCAUGUGGAGCGUAUGGCCGCUCGGCGGAGCCCGCGGCUCACAGUGCGGCGUCACCUG
This is a messenger RNA of Pollicipes pollicipes, 4554 nucleotides long. RefSeq names its product NAD(+) hydrolase sarm1-like. The record is from RefSeq and is a predicted model, not a curated record. Gene Ontology annotation, biological process: negative regulation of MyD88-independent toll-like receptor signaling pathway; response to axon injury; signal transduction. Gene Ontology annotation, cellular component: dendrite. Gene Ontology annotation, molecular function: protein binding; signaling adaptor activity; NAD+ nucleosidase activity. NCBI's taxonomy places the organism in Eukaryota, Metazoa, Arthropoda, Thecostraca, Pollicipedomorpha, Pollicipedidae.